This is a messenger RNA of Lotus japonicus, 719 nucleotides long. RefSeq names its product protein SPIRAL1-like 1. Lineage: Eukaryota; Viridiplantae; Streptophyta; Magnoliopsida; Fabales; Fabaceae. Gene Ontology annotation, biological process: cortical microtubule organization. Bases 187 to 513 code for a protein of 108 amino acids. The transcript has 3 exons. Gene Ontology annotation, cellular component: cortical microtubule, transverse to long axis. The record is from RefSeq and is a predicted model, not a curated record.
AAAAGUUAGAAUUAAUUUUAAAAAAUGAAUUUAUUCAUGUAUGAAUUUUAAAAGUGAGGGGAUGGCCUAUUUAUAACGCAUACAUCUCUCUUUUCUCCUCCGCCUUGGCCCUUGCGUUGUUUUUCAGAUCUGUUCCUUCCAAAGCCACAGGCAGAGUUUUCAUCUUUCAGAAGGCAGUUGAACAGCAUGGGUCGUGGUGUUAGCAGUGGUGGUGGUCAAAGUUCAUUGGGUUAUCUUUUUGGCAGUGGAGAGGCCCCGAAACCAGCACCAGCACCAGCAACAAAUAAUGCCCAACCUGAAGUGCAGCCUGUACAUAAUGAGCCUCCUUCAAAACCAGCUGCUCCUAAAACAAUAAUUGACCCAAACAAGCCCGCUGGUAUAAAUAGUAAUUCUGCAGAUGGCCUGAACACUGGCACCUUCAUCACGGACCGACCCUCAACCAAGGUCCAUGCUGCUCCUGGUGGUGGCUCUUCUCUUGGUUACCUCUUUGGUGGGCCUGGGGAAGGAAAAUGAUACUUUGUUUGCGAGGCUUUUGCUUGAAGAAUGUUGUGUGUUGCAAUUCAAGUCAUUGGAAACAUAUGGUGUAUUAUAGUUUAUGGGUUGCUGGGAUAAGUGAUCAAGAGUCUUAUAUUUUGGACUUGCUAAACAUCUGUUUCAUAACUGUUUGUCAGAAACAAAUAUUUCUAUUUUUAAGUGAACUUUUGCUUUUUGCACCUGAA